Doryrhamphus excisus (bluestripe pipefish) is the source of this 2862-nucleotide messenger RNA. Its product is annotated as cytochrome P450 2K1-like. Lineage: Eukaryota; Metazoa; Chordata; Actinopteri; Syngnathiformes; Syngnathidae. Gene Ontology annotation, molecular function: iron ion binding; heme binding; oxidoreductase activity, acting on paired donors, with incorporation or reduction of molecular oxygen, reduced flavin or flavoprotein as one donor, and incorporation of one atom of oxygen. The record is from RefSeq and is a predicted model, not a curated record. Gene Ontology annotation, biological process: xenobiotic metabolic process. Gene Ontology annotation, cellular component: cytoplasm; intracellular membrane-bounded organelle.
UUUGUGAAGGAAGGUGCGUGCCCUGCCACAACAUGUUUGAAGAGCUCCUGCAGGUUCCUGCGUUGUCCUCCUUGUUGGGGAUCCUCGCAGGCUUCCUGGUCAUCCACCUUUUGUACUCCAGUUGGACUUUCCAAGGUAAACACACGCAUCCUCCUGGGCCCAGAUGUCUUCCCUUGCUUGGUAACCUGCUUCAGGUGGAUCUCUCCAGGCUUGAUCAGUCCCUUUUUAAGCUGUCUAAAAAGUAUGGACCAGUCUUCACCCUCCACUUGGGACUCAAAAAGAUUGUGGUCCUAGCUGGGAGCAAGACAGUCCGACAAGCUCUCAUAAACCAUGCUGAGGAGUUUGGGGACAGAGAAUCCAGUCCUCUAUUCCAUGAUUUAUCCAAAGGGCAUGGCAUACUAUUCUCCAAUGGCGAUUCGUGGAAGGAGACGAGGCGUUUCACCUUAACAACACUGAGAGAUUUUGGGAUGGGCAAGAGGCUCACUGAGCAGAAAAUCAUUGAGGAGAGUCACUACUUGACUGAGGAGUUUGAAAAACACAAAGGUAAAGCCUUUGACACUACAAUGCUCAUGAGCUACGCAACUUCAAAUAUCAUUUCGGCCAUCGUGUUCGGAAAAAGAUUUGACUACAAAGACCCAGUCCUCCGAGAUAUGGUUAAAAAUGACCAAGAUAUCAUCCAUCUGUCUGGAACGCCUUGCAUCCUGGUCUACUAUGCCUUUCCAUGGCUGGGCCCUUGGCUUCAAGACUGGAGGGAUUUAAAGAAGGUUGAGAAGAAAAGCAGACAGCCUGCAUUGCAGUUAAUAAACCAUCUAAAGGAGACUUUCAACCCUGACAUAUGUCGCUGCUUUGUGGAUGCUUUCUGGAAACGUAAGCUAAAUCUGGAGGCUCCUGCGUUGUCCUCCUUGUUGGGGAUCCUCGCAGGCUUCCUGGUCAUCCACCUUUUGUACUCCAGUUGGACUUUCCAAGGUAAACACACGCAUCCUCCUGGGCCCAGAUGUCUUCCCUUGCUUGGUAACCUGCUUCAGGUGGAUCUCUCCAGGCUUGAUCAGUCCCUUUUUAAGCUGUCUAAAAGGUAUGGACCAGUCUUCACCCUCCACUUGGGACUCAAAAAGAUGGUGGUGCUGGCUGGGAGCAAGACAGUCCGACAAGCUCUCAUCAAUCACCCGGAGGAGUUUGGGGACAGAGAAACCAACCCUUUAUUCUAUGAUUUCAACCAAGGGCAUGGCAUAAUAUUCACCAAUGGCGAAACAUGGAAAGAAAUGAGACGUUUCGCCUUAGCAACCCUGAGAGAUUUUGGGAUGGGCAAGAGGCUCAGUGAGCGGAAAAUCAUUGAGGAGUGUCAAUACCUGACUGAGGAGUUCGAAAAACAUGAAGGUAAAGCCUUUGACACCACAACGCUCAUUAGCUACGCAGCUUCAAAUAUCAUUUCAGCCAUCAUGUUCGGGAAAAGGUUUGACUACAAAGAUCCGGUCUUCCAAGAGAUGUUGGCAAAUGACCAAGAGACCGUCCGUCUGUCUGGAUCAACUUCCAUCCUGCUCUACAUGGUCUUUCCAUGGCUGGGCCCUUGGCUUAAAAACUGGAGGGAUUUAAUGAGGAAUGUGGAAAAUAACAAGCAGUAUUUGUUGCAAUUAAUAAACAAUCUAAAGGAGACUCUCAAGCCUGAUAUAUGUCGCUGCUUUGUGGAUGCUUUCUGGACACGUAAGCUAAACCUGGAGGAGUCUGACAGCCAGGGGUUACAUUACCAUGAUGAAAAUCUGGUCUACAGCGUGAUGAAUCUGUUUGCUGCUGGAACUGACACAACAUCUAACACCCUUCGCUGGGGUCUACUUUUAAUGGCCAAGUACCCCCAAAUACAAGAUCGGGUUCAGGAGGAGCUGAGCAGGGUGGUGGGAGUCCGUCAGGUCCAGAUGGAGGACAGGAAGAACCUGCCUUACACCGACGCAGUCAUCCAUGAGACGCAGAGGAUGGCCAACAUUGUCCCCAUGUCUAUCAAUCACAGCACCAGCAGAGAUGUCACCUUCCAGGGAUACUUCAUCGAAAAGGGGACCAGUGUGCUCCCUCUGCUGACAUCUGUCCUCUAUGAUGAGACUGAAUGGAAGACACCAAACACCUUCAACCCUUCCCACUUCCUGGAUGAGGAGGGUAAAUUCAUCAGGAGGGAUGCCUUCUUACCCUUCUCUGCAGGCCGUAGGGCUUGUCUCGGUGAAGGUCUGGCCCGGAUGGAGCUCUUCCUCUUCUUAACACACCUCCUCCAGCACUUUCGAUUCACCCCCGCACCUGGGAUUUCGGUGGACGAGCUGGAUUUGACACCAGUGGUGGGCUUCACGCUCAGUCCGCCACCUCACCAGCUGUGUGCUGUGAGUCGCCACUGAGGAGGAGAUGUUGGCGGAAAAGCAAAAGGAAAAUCUCAUAGCUUUGCACUUUCCAUGAUCAAACAUCACAGCGGCAUGCGCCUUGGUUAAAAUAUCAAAGGCUGCAUAUGUUUCUACUUUGAAAUGAAAAACUAUGCUAAAAUAGUCUAAUGAUGGCUGAGAAUUGCAACAUUUCAAUGACUCAAAAUAAUCCACAUGGUUAUUUUUCCCAUACUGUAUAUCACAGGUAUCCAAACUUUUCAUAGAAUGAAAGCAUACAAGGGCCACUUUGACAUUUUGUAAGAACAAUGCUAAGAGGUUAUGUAUAGUUGAACAAUAAACUGCAUCUCAGCUUUGUCAUAGCAGUGAAAAAUGAGUGAAAAAAAUCAGUGAAAAAGAUCAACUUCACUCUGUACUUUUGGCCAUUUUUUUUUUACAUUUUCCAAAUAUUUAAAGUUUGUUCUCAAAUAAAUAAUCUUCUAUUAUGGCUUCACUCUCAUAAUAUUUUGAC